Schistosoma guineensis is the source of this 1326-nucleotide messenger RNA. Lineage: Eukaryota; Metazoa; Platyhelminthes; Trematoda; Strigeidida; Schistosomatidae. The record is from the annotation of a GenBank genome assembly.
AAAAAACUCACUAAGUUCUACACAUUCUUUCGUAAAAUAUAUUCAUGUAAAUACAUUGUCUGGUAUCGGAACGUUUCAUUCAAACUGUCAAACUAGUUCAUCUUUAUGCUUAAAGAUGUGUACAAAUGGCUGAAUCUUUACUAAUCGACUAUUCUUCAAUGUGUUAUACCAUGUGUUAUCUUCCGGCAUUUCUAUUGCCCCAAUAAACCUAAUAUACUAAGGAAAACAAUUGUUCAGCAGUAGAGAUUUGUAUUAUUCAACGCUACUUCAUUAUUACAAUUUACCCAGUUAGUCCAUUUCUGAUAAUCUAUCCAUAGCAUGGACAUAUCAAAUUAAAUGUUUGACAUAAUUAACUAACAAGGAAUAAUUCCAAAAAGGAUUAUAAUAACAGACAACAACAAAAAAAAUGCAAACAAUUCAUAAAGUGGAUGGAUUCACUGAAAUCUAUUUCAUGGUUGAUAAAAGAAAAAAAGGUUGGAUUACUAUGCCAGAGUUACGAAAGUAUAUGGAAGAGAAUGAUGUGGAUGAAAAGAUGUUUGAGCGUUGGAAAACUCUAUUUGAUCCUGAAUCUACUGGUCGUAUAACAUUGGAAAAAUUCUCUGAAGUACUAGGUUUACAAGAAGAAGUUAUAAAUAUUCAAACUGCUAUUCAAGGAAAUGAAAUGCACGAUGUAAAUGUUAUACAAUCAGAUAUGAAUACAAAAAUGAAAUUGACUAUUUGUGGACUAAUUGAUGAAGGGAUAUUGAUUUAUCAUGAUGAUUUGAAAUUAGUUGAGUUCUUGAAAGAUGAAUUGGAUAAGUAUUUUGGAAAGUUAUGGAAUGUAAUCAUCAUCUAUGGUCGAUACUGGUCACGUUAUUGUCAUGAAACAGGUUAUAAUUUUUGUUUUAUCAAAGACGACCGUAUAUUCCUAGUAUACAAGAUUCCGGAUAUAUAAUAGAAAAAUAAGAUAUUUCAAUCACAUUCCAUUCUUGAAGAUAUUUUUGUGAUAACUCUGAAUCAAAAAUGAUGAACACAAAGACUUCUCUUGUUUUGAUAUUUUACGUGUAAAUUUUGAUUCCGGUUUAUUCAUAAGUUUGUCGAAUUCUUUACUAUAUUACAACCAAUCAAUGAUUAUAUAAUAGUUGGACUUAUAUUUUAGCUAACAAAAAACAUGUGGUGAAAUGUAUAAGUAGUAUAUUUCAUGUUUAUACUCACUGUAUGUGGUUAAAAUGUUCAGUGAAAGAUAACGGUUUUGACGGGACCUGCAAUGUUAAAUAAUUACUGUCAGGUGUAUGGCCUGUACUUACUAAGCAAAAUAAAGAUGUAGUUAAAUGCAAUAAAAUGUUA